Messenger RNA from Bombus pascuorum, 1926 nucleotides. RefSeq lists its product as uncharacterized. Gene Ontology annotation, cellular component: cilium; ciliary basal body. Lineage: Eukaryota; Metazoa; Arthropoda; Insecta; Hymenoptera; Apidae. Bases 316 to 1842 code for a protein of 508 amino acids. The transcript is spliced from 8 exons. Gene Ontology annotation, molecular function: microtubule binding. The record is from RefSeq and is a predicted model, not a curated record.
UAUUUAUAUAUAUAUAACUUUUAUUUCCUCUUUUCAAUUACUAUAUAAAUACAAAAUAAUUUAUUGCUAUAGUAAUAAAUCUACAUGUGUAUAAAGAAAAGAAGAUAAUACAAAUCUAGAAAAACUUACUAAUACCAAAUAAAAAAGGAUAAUACAAUAUUUGAUAAAAAAUUACAAAAAUCUGACAUAAUAUCGUUUUUGUUUAUAACAAUCGAAUAACAUAUACAAAAUAACAUAAAUAAUAUAUACAAUAUUAACAUUCACUGACAAUCUUCUUUUAUAUUAUUUUCUUUCAUAUACAUUAGUAUAUGGUAUAUGAAAGAGUAUUCAAUUUUUAUAUUACGAAAAAUGGUGGAUUUAUUCGGCAAAGACAAGGGAAAUAUUUCAUUGUCAACACAAUUACAAUCGUAUGAAGAUGAAGACCAAAAAAAACUGCCAACGAUUAUUAAUUUACAAAGAACCUUUUAUAGUAUUAAAAUUGCAGAUAUUGAAAAUAGAAUAAACAGGUUUGACGAAAGAAACGACGAAUUACUAAAUGAAAUCGAAACUACAAAUGAACAAACAGCUAUAGUAGAUGCAGAAACGGCUGAAGAGAUUGCAAAUUUAAACAAACUACUUUCAACCCAAAAUAAUUUAGUAGAAAGCUUAAAAGAAAAGAUCGACAUCAUAGAAAAUGAUCGAAUAGAAAGUAAAAGAUUACACGAAGAGAAAAUAGAACUGUUUGCUCGAAAGUACAAAAAAACGAAGGUUGAAUUAAUUUCUCAGAUCAAAGUCUUAAGUGUGAGAAUUAAUGUUUUGGAAGAUUUUAAAAAAGUGCAAGAUGUACUGAAAGAAAAGUUCCAAGCAAACGAGGUGCAAAUGGUGGAGAAUGAAAAAAGGAUAAAAGAAACGAUGGAAAUUAUUAAUCGAAAGAUUGAAUUUGAUAAGGAAAUGGUCAAAAAUGAAAUGUACGAUUGUCUUCAUGAUUUAGCGAUACAGUUUCAGAAAGAAGUUAACAAACAUAUAAAUUUGCCAAAUCAAAGAUUGAUGAGAGAAAAUAUUAUGUUAAAAAAUGAAUUAAUACAAAUUUCUACAAGAGUUUCAUCAAAUAUUGACACCAAUAUCAUUCUUAAAAAUGCAGCAAUUGAUUGCAAAAAGAGAAUGGGUGUACGAACUGCCUUUAUAAGAGAAAAUAUAGUAAUUGCAAAAGUACAGAAUGAAGUGCUGGAACGAUUAAAGAAGAAGUUUUACAAUACGAAAGGAUAUCUUUCAUCUAUUAAUAUUCUUGAUCCUGAGGCAGAACAAAAAUAUUUAAUAUUGAUAGAAAAUGCCAGUCGAGAAGAGAAUGACAUUAAUUUUCGUUUCUCAUCACUGAAAGCUGUACUUCAUAAAGAAAGAACGAAAAUUAGCGUUGCGAGAUAUAUUUUGAAAAAAUUAGAAUGCAAAAUAAGAGCACUUUUGGAAACAAUUUAUGAUUUGAAGUAUAACGCAAUGUGUUUACUAAAAUGUCCUUCUAGUCGCCAGGAUCUAAUAACAUUAAGUUGUAUUGAGUCAUUCUUAUUCUUGAAAGAUUUACUUAUUAAAAGACAAUUAAAACUUCGAAGUCACAUUAUUAAAUCGUCUGAAACUAUACCACAAGAAUUAGAAUCUGUGUCACAUAUAGAGGACAUCUCUGAAAAUAUUGAUUUUGAGAUAACAGCAGACUUUAUAGAAGAAGAAUUAAGUAAAGAAACUUUAGAUGAAAUGAAAUAUAUUGAUGAUGUAGAGGAACAAAAAGAAAUAUCUAUUGAAGAUAGGGAAUCUCAAGAACCAUUCAUUGAAGAUAUUCUCAAAGAUACUGCUGAUUUUUAUGUAGAAAAUUAAUACAAAUUAAAUGCAAAUUAUGAGCUUGCAGAGGAAUCAUUAUCUGACAUCAUAGAAGAAUAAAAUCUACUAUUUAAAAUUGUU